Messenger RNA from Suillus clintonianus, 963 nucleotides. RefSeq lists its product as uncharacterized. Gene Ontology annotation, biological process: U6 snRNA 3'-end processing. NCBI's taxonomy places the organism in Eukaryota, Fungi, Basidiomycota, Agaricomycetes, Boletales, Suillaceae. The transcript has 4 exons. Gene Ontology annotation, cellular component: nucleus. The record is from RefSeq and is a predicted model, not a curated record. Bases 1 to 963 code for a protein of 320 amino acids. Gene Ontology annotation, molecular function: 3'-5'-RNA exonuclease activity.
AUGAAGCGUGCAUCAGGGGCCCUGGUAGCUUACUCUAGCUCCGAAGACGAAGCUCCAGCCAACCCUCCAGAGAGAAAGAAGAAGAAGCUGCCGUCUCUUGCAUCAUCCUUGAUCGUACCAGUACCCGUCGAUGACCCUGCUCUUCAUCAAGGACGAGUUCGUGCAACCCCGCACGUAGAGGGCCAAUAUGCCGCGUAUGUUUACAUUCCCCUCGUGGUGCACCCUAAAACUGCAUUGUACUCGUUGAUCGAUGAGGUGCUUGAUGUCACCAAGGAAAUGGUCCCGGCCGCCCAUGUCAUAGGGGAAAGUGUCUCAUGUAGUAGGAAUAGUGAUGAUGCGAUAGUCAAUAGCUCUCGCAGGGCGCGGGAGCUGCACUUGUCAUUGACUCGACCGAUAUUUCUUCGCGCCCACCAGAGAGAAGAGUUCAAACAAGCCAUAAAAAUUAUUGCUUCACGCCAAAGCCCAUUUCAGGCUUCAUUCGUAUCGUUUUCGGAGCUUACAAACGAUGAGCGAACGAGGGCGUUCCUUUCCCUCGAGGUAGGAGCCGGUCAUCAUGAACUUAAAAAUUUGCUAUCCGCACUGUCCCCAACCCUUCAGUUCCUGCGUCAACGAGACUUUUACAGCCAACCACGGUUCCACGUUUCGAUAGCAUGGGCUCUUCUGGAUUCUGACACGUCAGGGAACGGAGACGCCGGCGCUCAAGGACAACCUCGCGUCGUGGAAGGCACAUCGGGCAGCAACUUGACUAGUAACGGGGAUAUCGGGGAAUCUAAUAAAGAACUCCAGGCCGAGUGUUUUCCGCGUGUUCCGCACUUUCCAUCUGAGCUCAUCCCUACGCUAAACCAGCGAUUUGGUGCUAUGGUUUCAUCCGCUCACAUCGGAGGUUUCGGCGCGGAUACUAUCGCAGUGAAGAUAGGAAAGGACAUCUUUUCAUGGUCAUUUCAAGGCUCUCACGUCAAUUGA